Molecule: messenger RNA, 1605 nt
Organism: Mangifera indica (mango)
Lineage: Eukaryota; Viridiplantae; Streptophyta; Magnoliopsida; Sapindales; Anacardiaceae
Product: nuclear transcription factor Y subunit A-10-like
Exons: 6
Coding region: 246-1187 (313 amino acids)
Biological process (GO): regulation of transcription by RNA polymerase II
Molecular function (GO): RNA polymerase II cis-regulatory region sequence-specific DNA binding; DNA-binding transcription factor activity, RNA polymerase II-specific
Source: RefSeq, a predicted model, not a curated record
UAACUUCCACUCUUCUCUCUCUUGGUUUUCUCUAUAAUUCUGUUGCUUCUUAUUGUACCGACAUGGCUCCUAACAUAUGGGGUUUCUCUCCUGCUCCUCGUCUAUCCACUUCUUCUUAGCCUUCCAACUCACUUAGCUUCAGUCUUCUUUUUCAAUUGUUUCUUGGUCUUCUUAAAGUUUUUUGUUGAAGUUAUUGGGAAGGAAGCAAUAUAUAAAUUGUUGCUUGGAACUCUUUGAGGGAAGAAAUGGCCAUGCAAACUGUGUAUUUGAAAGAGCAUGAAGGGAAUGUUCAUAACCCAACUGGGCAAUUUUCAUCUGUGCCACCAGCACCUUGGUGGAGUCAGUUGGGAUCUCAGCCUGUUUAUGCUUGUGGCCAAUCGAAGUCCUUUUCCAUUGAAAUCCCCACUGAAGAGGCAAGUCAAAGGCUUGAUAAGGGCAACCUAACACAGUUCACUUUGUUUCCUGGUGAUUGCAAAAAUUCCCUCGAUGGACAUAAGCUUCCUGGUGCCGUUUCCCUGCAAUCAGCUCUGCCAGAAAAUCAUGCUCGUUUUGAGAUAGGUUUUGGCCAGCACAUGAUCCGUGCGAAAUACCCAUUUGCAGAUCAAUAUUAUGGAGUAUUCUCAGCUUAUGGACCUCAAAUUUCAGGCCGGAUCAUGCUGCCACUGAAUCUGUCAAGUGAUGAUGGACCAAUAUAUGUCAAUGCUAAGCAAUAUCAUGGGAUCAUCAGGCGUCGGAAGUCACGUGCUAAGGCUGUUCUUGAGAAUAAAAUUACUGCCAAACGCAAGCCAUAUAUGCACCAUUCACGCCAUCUCCAUGCCAUGCGUCGGCCAAGGGGGUGUGGAGGCCGUUUCUUGAAUGCAAAAGAACUAAAAAAGAAUGGCAGAAAUGAGGAGAAGAAAGAUGGUGAGCUGGAACUGUCUCCCCGUACUGGUUCUCAGAGUUCUGAAGUCCUGCAAUCUGAUGGUGGAAAUUUGAUUUCUUCCAAAGAAACACACUGCAACACAUCAAAUCUUUCAGGAUCAGAGGUGACUAGCAUGUUCUCUAGGGGGGAUUUCGAUCGCAUCCCAUUUAAUCAUAUCCGGCCAUCUGUUCAGUCUUUCUCUGGAAUUAUGGACAUUGGGCGUGGUAUUGUUAUGCCCAGCCAGUGGGUUGCUACAGCAGGGAGCUGCAGCAACCUUAAGGCUUGACAGCGAGGAACAGGGGUGGGCUUGUUGCUAUCUGCAGCAAACCCCCUCCUUGCUGUGACCAAAUGGAGUUCAUUGGAUUGCCCAACUCACCAUUUGGUUUAGGCAAAUCAUUCUUGGCUCAGAGCAUUACGGUCAUCUUUUCCACUCCAUGCGGCGGUGCAGUGUGGAGUGCUAGAGAUGCUAACUCCCUAAUGCACUUCAAAAAACUUACAAAAAACUAGAGUGUAAUGGGUUUAUUCCCAUUUCUCCAAUAAAUGUGUUAGAUAUGGGUUUGUGAAGAACUAAAAAACUAUGUUCAAAGUGUGCGUAUCUUGAAUGUCUAUUAUCUGUGUUACUGGAUUUUAGAUCUGUUGUACUGAAGUGUUUCUGCAUGGUCUACUGUGCUUGAUGAAAGAAAAGGCCUUACUUGAUCCUCCUA